Molecule: messenger RNA, 2246 nt
Organism: Humulus lupulus (European hop)
Lineage: Eukaryota; Viridiplantae; Streptophyta; Magnoliopsida; Rosales; Cannabaceae
Product: cell cycle checkpoint protein RAD17
Exons: 12
Coding region: 286-2088 (600 amino acids)
Biological process (GO): DNA damage checkpoint signaling; DNA repair; mitotic DNA replication checkpoint signaling
Molecular function (GO): chromatin binding
Source: RefSeq, a predicted model, not a curated record
CCGUAAGCCCCAAAACAAAACCCCGCCAAAUCCUUCUCUCUCUAAACCUCUGCAACCUCCCAAACCCACCAUUUUUGCUUCUCAAUCUCUCACAUUCUGAAUCGAAUCUCCUCAUUUUUUAGGGUUUCCAUUUGAUUUUCAAAAGCUUCUUCCAUCUCAACGCCUUUAACUUCCCACCUUUAGGUUUCUUCCGAAUCCACAACCAUGCCGGACUUCCGAGCUCUUUAGCUUCCUCCCUCCGUACCUGACCAUACAGGAAUUAGGGUUUGUCCGAUUAUUACAGGCAUGGGGAAGAAGAGGAACACGGUUGUGGUUCUGUCAUCGGAUGACGAACGUGAUCGUUCAACGAGCUCGAGUCGUCCGCCGCGUACCAGGUCCAACUCCAAAUUGAGCUCCACGGUUCCUCGUGCAAACCCUGCACGAUCGAAGAAGCCUCGUCUUUCGGAUUCUAGCGCUUUCCUGUUUAAAGAUACUAGUAAUUGGGCUGAGAUCAAAGGGUUUUGUGAAGAUUUUGAUGACACUCCUACUGGGUUCAAGGUAUCUGAUGGUUCUGGAGAAAGCAACCAGAAAGAGUUAUGGGUAGAUAAAUACAAACCUCAUUCCCUUGAAGAGUUAGCUGUUCAUAAAAGGAAGAUUGAAGAAGUAAAAUUGUGGUUUGAAGAAAGAUUAGGUUCUUCAAAGGAUGAAAACAAUAGUAAGGUUAUUGUCAUCACUGGACAAGCUGGAGUAGGAAAAUCGGCAACUGUUCAUGCGAUAGCAUGUCACUUUGGAGCCAGAUUGUGUGAGUGGAACACGCCUACACCAAUAAUUUGGCAAGAACAUCUACAUAACUCCAGUACAGGGUUGCGUUACAUGUCAAAAUUGGAUGAGUUUGAAUACUUUGUGGAGAGAGUAAGGAAGUAUGGAUUGAUACCUCCAACUGAUAAUAUGGAGUCAAAAGAAUCAGUCAUUCUCUUAAUCGAUGAUCUUCCUGUCACAAAUGGUAAAGUAGCUUUUGGAAGACUUAGAAACAGUCUCUAUCUUCUUGUGCGUUCAAUUCAGAUACCUACUGCCAUAUUAGUCACCAAUUAUGGCGAAGCUGAUUCAGGAGACCACACAACACAAUACCUGGAAGAACUUCAAUUAUCUCUUGAAAAUGCUGGGGCUUGUAAGGUUGCUUUCAAUCCUAUUACACAUAAUUCAACCAAGAAGAUUCUUUCGAGAAUAUGCAGACUAGAGCAGUGUAAAGUGUCUGUGGACCAGAUUGAUCUCAUAGCAAAAGCAAGUGGAGGCGACAUCAGACAUGCAAUUACUUCUUUACAGUUUUUCUGUGUGAAACCAAGUCUAAUGCGUCCAUUAUCUUCACCAAACCAUCCUACAAGCUCGAGAGAAAAACUUAAUGAGAUAAAUAUCAUGGAUGAGGGAUUUUCUCUAGAAUUUGGCAGAGAUGAGACACUUUCUCUAUUUCAUGCAUUGGGAAAGUUUCUGCAUAACAAAAGAGAAACUGAAAAUGUCGUGGAAUUGGUUGGAGAUGAGUUUUCUGUACAAGAGAGAUUGGCUAGAUUACCACUAAAAUUGGAUGCUCCAGAAAAGAUUCUCUGUCAAGCUCACGGGCAAGCUAGGCCUAUUGCCGACUUUCUUAAUGAAAAUGUUCUAGAUUUCCUGAGCGAUGAUGCAAUUGAUGAUGCAUGGACCGUGGCUUCGUAUUUAGGAGAUGUUGAUUUGCUUCUAGGUACUUUUCGUGGAAUGCUUGCCAGACGCAAUGAGGCGGAGAAUGUUCUGCAAUCAGCUGCAGCUUCAGUUGCUGUUCGUGGGGUCCUAUUUGGAAAUCAUCAUCCAGUGCCUUCCAGGUGGCAUGCUAUUCGGCGGCCAAAGCUCUGGCAGGUUGAGCAAUUAUCAUUGUCCAACAAGAAAGAGAUGGUAAAACGGAGAUAUGAUACUUGUUGCGGAAUGAGUUCAUCGGAUUUUUCGGUUAUAGCCACAGAAUACACACCUGUGUUCAAAUGGCUUGGGAGUGAUACACAUGAAAGUCUAGACCAGAGAAUUGAUAUGAUGAGUUUGGAUGAUCAAGAAAGUGUAGUUUCUGAGGAUGAAAUAGAAGAUUGGUAAAAUGUAGGCACUUUUACUUGUGUAAAUUGGUCGAUCUGAAAUAACUCACUUUUUAAGCAAUUUAUCAUGGAGAUCAAGUAGUUUAGUGGUACAUGUAAGUAUGUGUGUACAUAAACAGACGUAUAUCUAUUUAUAUAUAUAUAUAAUGUUUUAUCGUA